This is a messenger RNA of Caenorhabditis elegans, 922 nucleotides long. NCBI's taxonomy places the organism in Eukaryota, Metazoa, Nematoda, Chromadorea, Rhabditida, Rhabditidae. The record is from the annotation of a RefSeq genome assembly.
AGUUCCUAUAUAGAAAAUUUUAAUUUCAAUAAUCAAGUAGAUGUUGUAUUUUUUGAUUACAGUAAGGCAUUUGACAAAGUAAACCAUUCACUCUUAAUGCAAAAAUUAAUAAAGGCCGGGUUCAAUUCUAUGCUCAUAGGCUGGGUGGACUCAUUCCUCUCCAACCGUACGUUCAAAGUAAAAGUGAACAAUUCUCUAUCUUCUGUUAGGAACGCCCCAUGUGGUGUCCCCCAAGGGAGCGUACUUUCACCUAUACUUUUCGGCAUAUUUGCAAAUGAUCUUGGUGCAAACAUUCCAAAAACUGUUAAAUAUAUGCAGUACGCUGAUGACCUCAAACUAUAUUGCUCUUUUGAAAAAACUAAUUCCACAAAUGAUCUGCAGGAAGCGAUCGAUGUUAUUUUAAAUUGGUCCAACAAUUCACUACUUUAGUUAAACCAUGAUAAAACCGUUUGCAUAAGUUUAGGUAAACACCCCAAAACUCUAAUAUACAAGCUUGAGGACUCUAUCAUAAAGCGAGAAUCUUUAGUGAGGAACCUCGGAUUCUUCAUUAAUAAUAAAUUGAAUUUUGAAGAACACUGGCAAAAAUCGAUAAAUAAGGCAAAAUAUUCCAGUUAUAAUGUUUUCAAAUCGUUUCAUUCAAACAACAUAAAGUUAAUGGUAUUUCUAUUUAAAACAUUUAUAAGACCUUUCCUUGAAUACGGAAUUCCGGUUACAAACCUCCUGAAAAAAGUAUUAAAUAGAAUCUGGCCAAAAUUCCUUCACCCGAAAACUUAUGUUUAGAAUAGCUGGACGCGUGGUUAAAAGGACAGACAAAGACUACUUAAACUCAGCUGAAAGAUCAAAAUUGUAUGGUCUGAAGCUUCUAGAAGAUAGAAGAAAGCUUUUAGAGAGUUUCUUUGAGCUACUUCCGACGUUCGUUUAG